Messenger RNA from Oreochromis niloticus (Nile tilapia), 3392 nucleotides. RefSeq lists its product as uncharacterized. NCBI's taxonomy places the organism in Eukaryota, Metazoa, Chordata, Actinopteri, Cichliformes, Cichlidae. The record is from RefSeq and is a predicted model, not a curated record. The coding region runs from base 2203 to 2892 and encodes 229 amino acids. The transcript has 2 exons.
GAAAAGUGGUUCGAGUGACUGAACGUGGCACUGCUAUCACUCCUGUCAGUGAGAACAGGAAGCUGAGGCUCACACUGACAGACCUGGCCAGCAGGAGAUGGAGAAAGAUCUGCUCAGAGUUUAAAGAGGAUCCAUCCUGCCUGGAUCGGCUCUGCAACCCUGUUGAGAUCCAACCAACCAAAAUAUGAUUUUUUGUCAUUUUUCAAAUGAUCUGAAACUUUUGACUGUAUCUGCAAAUCAAGAACCUCAAGACCAGACAAAAUGAUGUCAUGAGGGUCGCUGCAGUGACACGGCUGCAGGGUGGAGAGCGCCAGGGCGAUGAGUCCCGCCUACCUGCUGUUUAACUGGUCCCAUUUGAAAUAACUUAAAAUGAUAAAAAAUAUGUAAAUGAGGAACUUUAAUACCUGAAUACAGGUUUGGCACAUAACUAGAGAAGAUUUUUUAAAAUAGUGUUUUAAAGACAUUAUUUUUGUUCUUAAAAAUCACUCUAUGUGAUCUCAGCAAAUUAGGAACCAGUGUUGGCAGCCUGCGCCAUAAGUACCCACCCAUCACGAUCCUCACUCAGAAGUUCCUCUUUCAUAGAAACGCCGCUGCCGUCGCUCAGACGUCUGCAGAGAUGCUGCUCUACGUCUGCUUUCUCCUGUGUGUCCACAUCUGUCACAGCGCUGCAGACCUGAAAGCAGCGGCUGAGACCAUAAACUCAUCGGGGAAGUGCUGACUAAGCUCAGAGAGCAGCAGAGCAGGACUGUCCUGUUCUCAGACUAUCUAUCUAUCAGACCAGAGGAUGUCGCCCCCUGCUGGCAGUACUAAGAAUGCAGGUUUAAAAGGCUUCAGCAUCCAGGCUGUAACAUCUGAUGAAGUGGUUUUAAUUUAAAAAAGAAAAAUGAAAAGAAACAUAACUCCAGCCGUCCAUUUUUCCACUGCUUACUGGGUUCAGGUUGCAGGGCAGGACUCUGAGCAGAGGAGCCAAUGGAGUCAGUCCUCCUGUGGGGCUCCACCCAUGGCCCAACUGUAGGUGGCUGAGAGAUAACAGCUAGAUACAGCUGGGCAAUGGAACCAAUUUCCUGCAGUCGCCCUGGGCACGAGGCGGGGGGCUGGUGUUCCUGUAUCCCCUCAGUCCAUGAGAGAGUUGCUUCCCUGCAGCUCUGGGUCAGGGUCCUGACUGCUAUUUACCAAAUGCAGUUCAGAUUACCUACGUGGUGUCACCUGGUGGGGUGGGACUCCAUCGUUCUGCUGGGAGACUUCAACGCUCAGGUGGGCAUUGACAUAGUUGGGCGGAGCCUGCCUGAUCUGAACCCGAGGGGUCUUCUGUUUCUGGACUUACAUGCAAAUCCCAGUUUGUCCAUAAUGACCAUGACGAUGUCCACAGGCACUGGGAGACUGGGGACACGAGUCCGGGUGCACCUCCACUCCUGGAAGGAGCUGCAGCUCACGGUGGUUUUAACCCCAGAACCAUAAUGACAUCAUCAAAGAGAGACCAGCUUACACGAUCCUGCUGACUCUGACUGUGGAUCACUUCACUGGCACAAUUCACAUAAACUUAUUAAAGCAAACUAAACACACUUCAUUUCGUAUUAUAGGAGAUAAAUUCAGGUUGUAGGUUUUACUAUGAGCUCUGUGCUGAAAGGGCGCCAGAGGACGUCUGCCGAUGGUCCUUUAAUACACCUGAUAUAUACAUGACAUGCACGACUGACAAAUGCAGCUGUGUCACAGCAGAGUCAUGGAGACUGAACUUUAAAUUACAAAUCAAACAAGCAUUCAUAAUUUUUAUCAUCAGGUCAACAAGUGCAGAGAACUCAAGUCUGUCACCUUCAGAAGCAAAAUUAAUAAAAUGCAAAUAUUUAUAUUUAAAGUAAAGACAUUUAUUUUAAACCACAUCGCAGAGCCGUCCAUCAGGUUCGUACGGAGCUCUGAAGGCUACUUCCUGUCAGAGAGCAGUUUGUUGGUUCGUCAGCCUCCUGAAUCUCAACAACGGAUGCUCCAACUUUUUUAUUUAAAUAAAGCAUAACAGGAAACAACAGACUAAAGACAGACAAAGUGGAAAUGUCCUUUAAAGGUUUAAGAGAUGAAAAUAACUGAAGGGAAGGAAGGCCGGUCAGCGUGGUGUGAAUCAGGAAGCAUCCGAUACAGAUUCAGACAUGUGACAUCAUCAUUUCUGCUUUUUAUUUGACAGGAAUCCCCACAGUCAGCACACAGCAGCACAUGGACGCUGUGCUCACCUGUCCUCAUGCUCAGGGAGAUGUAACCUGGAGCCGAGCUAUAGGAGGCACCCGGGUGACUCUUCUCACCGUCAGUAACGGUCAUGUGAGCAGCAGUUCGGAGCGCUUUGGUUCCCGUAAGAACAACGAGCUGCUUAUCAGGAAUGUUGUAGAGUCUGAUACUUCGAUGUAUCUGUGCAAUGAGAGGAAGACAGCCUAUCUGAAUGUGACCACAGACCCCAGCAUGGUGGAUCAAACAGUCACAGGGAGAAAGGACGACCCUGACCAGAAGGUGCCGGCUGCAGGUGCAGACACAGCUCCUCCCUCAGACUUGUGGAAAGUUCCUGUUGGCGUGCUGGCAGGAGCUGCACUGGUGCUGUUGUCCAUGUUGACUCUGAGACUGUGGAGGGCCGAGAAAGCAGCGAGGGACACGAGGGCGGUGCUCAGCGAGGUGGUUUACGAGGAGAUCGGACACGCUGACGUGGAGCCCGGUCCAACCCCCGAGUCCAAGGUGGAAAACCCGAACUGCUGCUCCGAGGUCAGCGACCAGUCAAACACCUCCACAGCACCUGCUGCUCCUCUGUACAGCAACCUGUGCAGGCCCCAACCUGAAGGACACGACUCCAACACCUGCGUGUAUUACCUUACCCAGAAUCCUCUGCAGAUAGGAAGCAGCUGCCAGAGCUCCUCCUGACUUCUUUAAACCAGUUAUCAUGGGUGAGGGGCGGGUCUGACUGAGACUCCUCCCCUGCGUCCUGCUCCUCUCCGGCUAUCGAAGGACCAUCACCUCCAAAAAUGAACUUUCAUUCAGUCAGACCUGAAGGCAGUAACUGAGACCAUGAACCAAUCAGGAAGCAGUUUACUGAGAUCAGCUCUUUCCUCAGCGACUUCUAUUCAAUCAGAACACAGGAGCCCCUCCCACACGCCCUGGAGAGGCCACUUCCAUCUUUUACAUACAGUCUAAUUAUUUGUACUUUGCUGAAUCAAUUUAUGUACGAAACGUCUUAUAAGAUGAUGAACAGGCUGGAACAGCAGGUGCAGAUCUUUAAUAUUGUGUGUGAAUUUAUAAAAGUGAUUUUUAAAUAAUUGAUGUCAGUUUAUUUCAGAAUCACUGCUCCUCGGAAAGCAAAUAAAUAUAUUCCAGUGUUUGCAAACAUGUUCAUGCAGCUGAUAAUAAACUAAAUCAGCAAGAAA